Coregonus sp. 'balchen' is the source of this 3632-nucleotide messenger RNA. The record is from the annotation of a GenBank genome assembly. Lineage: Eukaryota; Metazoa; Chordata; Actinopteri; Salmoniformes; Salmonidae.
CGAGGGACCACGCAGGGGAAGGAUGCAUUUAAAGCAGGAUGUGUGCUGGAUGCUGGGAGACACGGCAGCGAUAGCAGCAGCAGCAGCGAGCACGGAGGGCCUGGGAAGCGUCCACCCCCUCUCUCUCCUCCUUUUCCUCCCCCCCUGCAGGACCAUGCUUGCGUGAGGGAUGAGGCUGUGCACAGGGACGCCAGGCCAGAGCUGCGGCCUACUUCUUCUCACAAGAGCCGGGCUCUCGACUGCAAGAUCUGUGAACGCUUUGCCACCAUCAAAUCAGCAUCUUUGGUAGGCAGGCUCCCUCUCCCGCUGGGAGGGUCUCUCUCGCCAUCCUCUCAGCUGCACAUCUGUAGUCAUGGCAACCGGAUCCCGUUAAUAAGUGUAAUUUUUUCCAUCCUCAGGUUCCCCCCUCUGCUUUUAUGUGUGUGUAAUUGUUUGGAUUUCUAUCAAAUCUCUUUCUAUAUCUGUUUAUCGUGAUGUGUUUUUGUUAUUGAUUUACAAGCUGUGUGUAGACGUACCUUUAGCAUUUUCAUCCCAGAAUAGUAGGCCUGCAAAACAGGCUCAUACCUAUUGAGCUCUCCAUUUGUGGCUACAUACAGUAUGUACGUGACAGAUGUAUUAGCAUGAAGAACACCACAUUGACAUUCAAGACACCCUUGCUAUGUUCAUGUAUGUAUUUAUCGUAAUUGAUGAUGCAUGUGCUAUGUUACUAGCAUGAAAUCUGAGCUGAGCAGCCAUGAUCAUUUAGUGAAGAGGAGCAGUGUACAUUAUUUCCUGCCCUGGCUAAUACUAUCCACAGAUACUGUAGCUAAUAAUCCUCAAGAAUGUCCACCAAUUAACAACUGUGCGUGUUUGUGUGUUUGCGUGUGCGUGUGCAUGUUUGUAUGUGUGAAAGUUAUGACAGGAUUUGUGACAGGUGGUCGGUCAUAGAGGCCUUUUUAGUUAUAGUUGAUUGGACUUUACACAUGUUGGACUUGAAUGCUAAUGAGAUUAUAUUGAGUAAAUUCUGGAUGAAUUUACUGUAGUUAUACUACAUUAAGGGUGAUAUUCAGAGACUGUGAUCUAGAGUACGAGCAAAUACAUAGAACCAAAUGAAUACUGUAGUUACCCUUAGGUGUACAGUACAUAGUCUUCGUGAGGUCUCUCUUCUCUAUUUCACUUAAGGUAUCCUUGCAAAGAUAAUCAAAUAUGUCAAGUUAUGUGUCAGAUUCACAAAGGACAUUGUUCUACUAUAUUUUACAGUCUAUUACUGAGUGCGACUAGGGUACUCGUGUUUCUCCCUUUGUGAGUCCAUAUUUAACAUACAUUUUAAUUGUACAGCAGUCUUCUCAGGCCCUCUUGCUUUUCACCCCUGACUGUUCUCUCUGUGCCCUCCGACCCCUGACCCCUGUGUCCAGGUCACCAGGUAGAUCCAGGAGCAUGAGCAGGACUCUGAGCUGCGGGAGCAGAUGUCUGGGUAUAAGCGCACGCGGCGGCAGCACCAGAAGCAGCUGAUCGCCCUGGAGAACAGGCUGAAGGCGGAGAUGGACGAGCAUAGGCUCCGGUUGCAGAAGGAAGUAGAGACCCACGCCAACAACACUUACAUUGAACUGGAGAGACUGGCUAAACGGCACGCCGUUCACACAGACAAAGAGGUGAAUAAUGAUGUUGCCUGGUAGGACAGUAGGUCCUGGUUGCUAUGAAUGAGAUGUAAACUGAAGAUGUUCCAGCCCCUUAAUUAUAUAGCAUCCUUAGCAUUUUUCCCUUUCAGCAUAAUGUCAGAAUUUUAAACAGUACAUCAAAGGGAGGUGGUAAACAAAAUAAUUCUGGAACAUUUAAUAUGUUCCCGUACAGAUAAAGGCAGCUACAGCAGAGGAGAAGAGGAUCCAGCAACAGAUCAUUGCCCAGCAAAAGAAGGAGCUGACCACCUUCAUAGACAACCAGAAAAAAGAGUACAGGCUCUGUAAAGAUAAGAUCAAAGAGGUAAAUGUACAAAUCAUUUACACAUUUUUCCACUUUGUCUGUGAUGAAACUGUUUGCAUUUUCCAUUGAUUCCAUGCAUGACCCACUAAGCCCUGGUUCUUAUCUGGAUGUUGCAGGAGAUGAAUGAGGACCCCAUUACGCCCAAGGAGGAGAAGCAGGAGCGUCUUUCCAGGCACAAGGAGACGGUGCAGCGCUCACAGGCUGAGGAUGAGGCCCACCUCCUAGACCAGCAGAGGCUGGUCUAUGACAGGAGCUGCCGGGCUCUGAAACGCAGGACACUGGUCAAGAGGCACGAGUUUGAACAGGAGCAAAUGAGAGAGGUACAGUUCCUCUCUGAUAUUUAGUUUGCCAAUGAUGCUGAUAGAAUUGCCUCUAGAAUUGUCACCCCAACCUCUUUUGUUAAAUGGCCUAAUUUGCAUUGUAGAAAUCUGAAGUACUGUAUAUUCGAAAUGAAAUGGGAAGAUGAGGAAUAUGUCCCACCUCAGGAGCUGAAUAAGAAGAAGACCCAGAAGGAGAUGGAGCAGGCCCUGAUGAUCCGACAGGACGAGUCCACUCAGGAGCUGGAGCGCAGGCAGCUGCAGACGCUGCAGAGGCUCCGUGUUGAGCUGAUCCGCCUGCAGCACCAGACCGAGUUGGAGAACCAGGAGGAGUACAACGGCCGGCGGCAGAGAGAGCUGCACAGAAAGCACGCCCUGGAGCAGCGGCAGCAGCCCCGGAACCUCAAGGUGCAUAGAAUCUAUACUGCAGCUGCUGUGCUGUACAUUUGGUUUAGUGUGUCUGCACAUCUAUGCAAAGACCCUUGAAUUAAAGUCACACCCCUGGUCAGACUGAAGCUCAGCCGGCAGUCAUAACCGGCAAAAUGAUUGUUUCUUACUGUAUGUUUCUUACGAUUGUUUCUUUCUAUUUGUCCUUCUGGAGAUGUUGGAGAUGCAGAUCAAGAAACAGUUCCAGGACACAUGUAAGGUGCAGAACAAGCAGUACAAAGCCCUGAGGAACCAUCAGCUUGAGGUUUCUCCUAAGAGCGAGCACAAGGCCAUCCUAAAGUCACUGAAGGAGGAGCAGACACGCAAGCUCGCUGUGCUGGCCGAGCAGUACGAGCAGAGCAUCAACGAGAUGAUGGCCUCACAAGCGGUAAGGGCACUACUCACCCUUAACCUCCAAACAGCUACACAAUGCUUACUGGUACAUGUAUUAUUUAACCCCCUCUCUCUCUCUCUCUCUCGCUUGUCUCUUUGGUCCCCCAGAUGCAUCUGGAGGAAGAGCAGGAAGGGGAGUGCCAGGCGUUGAAGCAGCAGCUGCAGCAGGAGAUGGAGCUCCUGGAUGCCUACCAGAGCAAGACCAAGGCCCAGACAGAAGCCCAACAUGAGAGGGAGCUGCAGAUGCUGGAGCAGAAGAUCUCCUUAUGCAGGUCCCACCUGGAACAGAAGGUAUGUUUUGGUUAUGUUGUAACACAGACUCACCUCUUUAGACUGAAACCGUCACUUAUUUGAUUAUCACUAUUGUGGAUUCAGAUUGAAGAGGAGCUGGCCUCACUUCAGAAGGAACGCACUGAAAGGAUCAAGCAGCUUUUUGAACGGCAGGAGAGGGAGAUGGACGCUUUCGAUGCAGAGAGUGCUAGGCUGGGGUUUGGGAGCUUAGGUUCGCUGGACUUCCCCAAGGAGGACGACAGAUGA